GGGUUUUGUACUUUUGUUAACCGAUCGAAAACCGGUUUUGGUUGAUAAUUUUAAAUCGGUUUUGGUAAAUCCGGUCGGUUCGGUGCUUAGCCAGUUAGCCUUGCGCCCCAAGUCCAAAAAUAUCUAAUCAAUAUAUAAAUACAAGUAUAUGGAUGUGAGUCAUGAAUGAGACUAAAGUUCUAAACUAACCCUAACAUAUCAACUCCCAUCCCUUAUUGAGAAACCGAUUGCACUUCGUUCCCAGCUAGCGCUGUCUCUCGUCUCCUUGCCGCCGCCUCGCCUGCCUCUCUCUCUAGGCUUCUCUCAUUCAUCAGCCGAUUGCGCGACCUUGUUCCGCUGGAAUUUAGGAUUUAGGAUUUGAUCGUUUGUUGUUCCUCGUCCUGUGCCUUAUCAUUUGCUAUGGCAACAAGAUUGCAGUAUGAGAAUAAUUGUGAUAUUGGGGUUUUCUCCAAGCUUACCAAUGCAUAUUGUCUGGUUGCGAUUGGGGGUUCGGAGAACUUCUACAGCACAUUUGAGGCUGAGUUGGCUGGUGUAAUUCCUGUGGUCAAAGCCUCCAUUGCUGGUACUAGAAUCGUCGGACGCCUUUGUGCUGGAAAUAAGAAUGGUUUGCUUUUGCCUCACAAUACUACGGAUCAAGAGCUUCAACACUUAAGGAACAGUCUCCCAGAUUCAGUUGUUGUUCAGCGAAUUGAGGAGAGAUUAAACUCUCUAGGGAACUGCAUUUCUUGCAAUGAUCAUGUGGCUCUUUCACAUCCUGACCUUGACAAGGAAACCGAGGAAUUGAUUGCAGAUGUGCUUGGUGUGGAAGUUUUCCGUCAAACUGUAGCAGGCAAUAUUCUUGUCGGCAGUUAUUGUGCCUUUUCCAACAGAGGUGGCUUGGUUCAUCCUCAUACAUCUAUAGAAGAUCUGGACGAACUCUCGACACUCCUUCAAGUUCCUUUGGUAGCUGGGACUGUGAAUCGUGGUAGCGACGUGAUAGGUGCUGGCAUGACAGUCAAUGACUGGACAGCUUUCUGUGGAUCAGACACGACUGCUACUGAGUUGUCUGUCAUCGAGAGUGUGUUUAAGUUGAGAGACGGUAAACCUGGUGGUCUGGUCGAUGAAAUGAGAAAAUCAUUGAUCGACACCUAUGUGUAAGAACACAUCUUUUGUGUCUCUGAAGCUACAACUUGGUUGGACUAAACCUAUGACCUGAUUUCGUUUGUGUGUGAUGUGGAGAACCGUCUUUUCCUUGUUAUGAUACGAUAUAAUCUAUCGAUAUAUGUCAGCUGCUUUUUUUAUGUGCAUGCCAGUUUUCAAAGUUGUGGCGUUUGAUUGUGAUGAAUUACUUCGUUGAAUUCAGAAAGCUUUUAGGUUUA
Messenger RNA from Salvia miltiorrhiza (redroot sage), 1358 nucleotides. Its product is annotated as eukaryotic translation initiation factor 6-2. The transcript is spliced from 8 exons. Gene Ontology annotation, biological process: ribosomal subunit export from nucleus; cytosolic ribosome assembly; assembly of large subunit precursor of preribosome. The record is from RefSeq and is a predicted model, not a curated record. Lineage: Eukaryota; Viridiplantae; Streptophyta; Magnoliopsida; Lamiales; Lamiaceae. Gene Ontology annotation, cellular component: cytosol; nucleolus; preribosome, large subunit precursor. Bases 400 to 1137 code for a protein of 245 amino acids. Gene Ontology annotation, molecular function: ribosomal large subunit binding.